This is a messenger RNA of Penaeus vannamei (Pacific white shrimp), 669 nucleotides long. NCBI's taxonomy places the organism in Eukaryota, Metazoa, Arthropoda, Malacostraca, Decapoda, Penaeidae. The record is from RefSeq and is a predicted model, not a curated record.
GUUAAAGAUAACAAAAACGAAAGCCUUGAGUUACAUGAGCGCAUUCGGCUGCUGUCUGACAGGCUUGGGUUGGAUCCCAGUGAAAGAGACCAGUUCCUUGCAACAGCUGAUGGUCACACACCAUCCACCUUGGCUAAGCUUCGAGCUGAAUUGUCUCGCUUGCAAGAGCUGAAGCAACAGAAUAUGGCACGAUUCAUAAAUCAGCUGAGAAGGGAGCUUGAGACAUGGUGGGAGAAGUGCUACAUAACUGAUGAAGAAAAGAAUGCAUUUUUACCAUACCUCUCAGAAGUCUAUACAGAGGAAAUCUUGGAAGCCCAUGAUGCAGAGGUUCAGCGGCUGCAAGAAUAUUAUACAGAAAAUGAAAGGCUUUUCCUUAAGAUAAAGCAAAGGCAGGAGGUCUGGAACAAGUUGAUGGAACUGGAAGAGAAAGCAAAUGAUCCAAACAGAUUGUUUGGUAACCGUGGAUGUUCACUUUUGCAAGAAGAAAAGGAACGAAAAAGAGUCAGAAAUGAAUUGCCUCGGAUAGAAAAAGAACUUGAAGAUUUAGUGUUGCAGUGGGAAGUAGAAAAAGGGAAGCCCUUCCUUCUUGGAGAGCAGAGUGUAUCAGAGUAUAUUCAGAAUCAAUGGGAGAAAUACAAGAAUCAAAAAGAGAAAGAAAAGAAGGACAGA